Neomonachus schauinslandi (Hawaiian monk seal) is the source of this 156-nucleotide messenger RNA. RefSeq names its product putative 60S ribosomal protein L39-like 5. The transcript has a single exon. The record is from RefSeq and is a predicted model, not a curated record. Gene Ontology annotation, cellular component: cytosolic large ribosomal subunit; ribosome. Gene Ontology annotation, molecular function: structural constituent of ribosome. NCBI's taxonomy places the organism in Eukaryota, Metazoa, Chordata, Mammalia, Carnivora, Phocidae. Gene Ontology annotation, biological process: translation. Bases 1 to 156 code for a protein of 51 amino acids.
AUGUCUUCUUACAAGACUUUCAAGGUCAAGCAAUUCCUGGCCAAGAAACAAAAGCAGAAUCGUCCUACUCCCCAGUUGAUUUGGAUGAAAACUGGUAAUAAAAUCAGGUACAACUCCAAGAGGAAGCAUUGGAGAAGAACCAAGCCAGCUCUAUAA